GUGACGUGGCGUGCCCGCAGUGUGGUUCGGACAGGUGCGAGUGCCCCGGCAGCCCAGGUCCGAGCCCCAGCCCAGACACCAAGUGCAGCUGGGAGGAGCACAGGAACAGCGACGGCAACAAUUUGCUGCAAGCUCCCUGGUCCCAGGACCCGCAGGCGUGUUGCAACCGCUGCGGCGAGCAGUCGGGGUGCGCGGCGUGGACCUUCAUUCAGGGCAGCCACGAGUGCUGGUUGAAGAGCUGGGUGCCGUCUAGGGACCAGUGGCGCUGGGACGACUCGGCCAUCAGCGGCCAAAUCGGGGCGCCGAGCCUCCAGGCGCCGCGACGUGGCGUGCCCGCAGUGUGGUUCGGACAGGUGCGAGUGCCCCAGCAGCCCAGGUCCGAGCCCCAGCCCAGACACCAAGUGCAGCUGGGAGGAGCACGUGAACAGCGACGGCAACAAUUUGCUGCAAGCUCCCUGGUCCCAGGACCCGCAGGCGUGCUGCAACCACUGCGGCGGGCAGUCGGGGUGCGCGGCGUGGACCUUCAUUCAGGGCAGCCACGAGUGCUGGUUGAAGAGCUGGGUGCCGUCUAG
Prorocentrum cordatum is the source of this 572-nucleotide messenger RNA. The record is from the annotation of a GenBank genome assembly. Lineage: Eukaryota; Dinophyceae; Prorocentrales; Prorocentraceae.